AUGGCAUUAUUGAUUAUACUGAUUACCUGUUUUGUGAUUAUUCUUUCCCAGACUUGCCAGACCCCUGACGACUUUGUGGCUGCUACUUCUCCAGGACAUAUCAUGAUUGGAGGCUUGUUUGCCAUUCAUGAAAAAAUGUUGCCUUCAGAAGAAUAUCCUAGACGACCAGAAAUCCGGAAAUGUGUUGGCUUUGAAAUAUCAAUAUUUCUUCAAACUCUUGCUAUGAUACACAGCAUUGAGAUGAUCAAUAACUCAACACUACUAUCUGGAGUCAAACUGGGGUAUGAAAUCUACGACACUUGUACCGAAGUCACAGUGGCAAUGGCAGCCACCCUCCGGUUUCUUUCUAAACUUAACUUCUCUGGAGAAUUUGUGGAAUUUAAGUGUAACUAUUCCAGGUAUAUGCCAAGGGUUAAGGCCGUCAUAGGUGCUGGCUAUUCAGAAAUAACUAUGGCCGUCUCUAGGAUGUUGAGUUUACAGCUCAUGCCACAGGUGAGUUAUGAAUCAACUGCCGAAAUCCUAAGUGACAAAAUUCGCUUUCCUUCAUUCUUACGGACUGUGCCCAGUGACUUCUAUCAAACUAAAGCAAUGGCUCAUCUGAUUCAGAAAUCUGGAUGGAACUGGAUUGGCACAAUAACCACAGAUGAUGACUAUGGGCGUUUGGCUCUCAACACCUUUGCAAUUCAGGCUGCUGCAAAUAAUGUGUGCAUUGCCUUCAAAGAGAUUUUCCCAGCCUUCUUUUCAGAUAAUACCAUCGAAGUCAGGAUCAAUCAGACACUCGAGAAAAUUAUUGCCGAAGCCCAAGUUAAUGUCAUUGUGGUAUUCCUGAGACAAUUCCAUGUUUUCAAUCUCUUCAAUAAAGCAAUUGAGAGGAAUAUAAAUAAGGUCUGGAUUGCAAGUGAUAACUGGUCAACUUCUAUCAAGAUUGCUACCAUUCCUAAUGUUAAAAAGAUUGGAAAAGUUGUAGGGUUUACCUUUAAAAGAGGGAAUGUGUCCUCAUUCCACUCCUUUCUUCAAAAUCUGCAUUUAUUACCCAGGCACAAUAACAAACCCUUAAAUGAAUAUGCCAUGCUCUUGUCUGCCUGUGCACAUGCCAACGACAGUGAUUUAAGUCAAUGUAUUUUCAACCAUUCUCUGGGGACUUUGGCCAACACAACUGCAGAAAGGAACUUCUCUCUGAGGAAUGACUUUCUGUGGGAUUAUACUGAGCCAGGAGCGGUUCACAGUAUUCAGCUUGCAGUGUCGGCCCUUGCUUACGCCAUUCGGGAUCUUUGCCAAACUCGAGACUGUCAGGACGCCAACGCCUUUCAGCCAUGGGAGUUGCUUGAUGUCCUGAAAAAUAUGACAUUCACUGAUGAAAAUAAUUCAUUCCAUUUUGAUGCGAAUGGGGAUUUGAAUAUCGGAUAUGAUGUUUUGCUCUGGAAGGAGAUCAACGGUCACAUGACUAUCACCAUGCUCGCAGAAUACGACCUUCAGAAUGAUGUCUUCAUCUUUACAGACCAAGGCACAAAAAAUGAGUUCAGGAACCUUAAGAAAAUUGAAUCUAAAUGUUCUAAAGAAUGCAGUCCUGGACAAAUGAAGAAAACUACGAAGAGUCAACAUACUUGCUGCUAUGAAUGUGUGAACUGCCCUGAAAAUCAUUACACUAAUCAGACAGAUAUGGAUCGCUGUCUUUUAUGCAACAACGAGACGCACUGGGCCCCUGUCAGGAGCACCACAUGCUACGAGAAGGAAGUCGAAUUUCUCAGCUGGGAUGACUCCCUGGCCAUCCUGCUCCUUGGCCUCUCCCUGCUUGGAAUCCUGUUUGUUCUGGCCAUUGGCAUAAUAUUUACAAGAAAUCUGAACACACCCAUAGUAAAAUCAUCAGGAGGGUUGACCGUCUGCUAUGUCAUCCUCCUCUGUCAUUUUCUCAACUUUGCCAGCACUGGCUUUUUCGUCGGGGAACCACAAAACUUCACAUGUCAAACCAGGCAGACUCUGUUUGGAGUUAGCUUCACCCUCUGCAUCUCCUGCAUUUUGAUGAAGUCCCUGAAAAUUUUGCUAGCCUUCAGCUUUGACCCCAAGUUGCAGAACUUCCUGAAGUGUCUCUACAAGCCUGUCCCCAUUAUCCUCACUUGUACAGGUGUCCAGGUUGUCAUCUGCACACUCUGGCUAAUUUAUGCUGCACCCGUGGUGGAGGAGAAUGUCUCUCUGCCCAGAGUCAUAAUCCUGGAAUGUGAGGAAGGGUCCAUACUUGCUUUUGGCACCAUGCUGGGCUAUAUUGCCAUCCUCGCCUUCACUUGCUUCAUAUUUGCCUUCAAAGGCAGGAAAUUGCCUGAGAAUUAUAAUGAGGCCAAGUUCAUAACAUUUGGCAUGCUCAUUUACUUCAUAGCUUGGAUCACAUUCAUCCCUGUUUAUGCUAACACAUUUGGCAAGUACCUCCCAGCAGUGGAGAUCAUUGUCAUCUUGAUAUCAAAUUAUGGGAUCUUGUGCUGCACAUUCUUCCCCAAAUGUUAUGUUAUUCUUUGGAAGCAAGAGACCAACACGAAAUCUGCCUUCCUCCAGAUGAUCUACAGUUACUCUUCCCACAGUGCAGGCGUCCUUGCCAUGAGCCAAGCUUCACUGGAUUCUGCCACCAGCAGCAUCAUGAGAGUCAACUCCAGUACUGGUGGCAAGCCUGCAGCCUCACAGAAAAGCAAAGACUUGCAGACACAAGCAUUUGAACACAUGCACAGAGAAAAUAGUCUGAGAAUAUAUAAAACUUUGCCUAGAAAAAGAAUUUCAAGCAUAUGA
This is a messenger RNA of Elephantulus edwardii (Cape elephant shrew), 2772 nucleotides long. RefSeq names its product G protein-coupled receptor, class C, group 6, member A (gene GPRC6A). The record is from RefSeq and is a predicted model, not a curated record. The coding region runs from base 1 to 2772 and encodes 923 amino acids. Gene Ontology annotation, biological process: G protein-coupled receptor signaling pathway. Lineage: Eukaryota; Metazoa; Chordata; Mammalia; Macroscelidea; Macroscelididae. Gene Ontology annotation, molecular function: G protein-coupled receptor activity. The transcript has 6 exons. Gene Ontology annotation, cellular component: membrane.